Molecule: messenger RNA, 2751 nt
Organism: Cynara cardunculus var. scolymus (artichoke)
Lineage: Eukaryota; Viridiplantae; Streptophyta; Magnoliopsida; Asterales; Asteraceae
Product: serine carboxypeptidase-like 40
Exons: 17
Coding region: 256-2751 (831 amino acids)
Biological process (GO): proteolysis
Cellular component (GO): vacuole
Molecular function (GO): serine-type carboxypeptidase activity
Source: RefSeq, a predicted model, not a curated record
UUGUAAUUAGUGUUUAUUGCAUCAAUUAUCUCCAAAAAUAGGAGAUCUCUUUCUCAAGAGGGUUUGGCACAGCCCGACAAGAUCUUGACAUUGCCAGGACAACCUGCAGGCGUUGAUUUUGAUCAGUAUUCGGGAUAUGUCACUGUCAAUCCAAGCGCAGGCAGGGCUCUUUUCUAUUACUUUGUUGAGUCUCCCACUGAUUCUUCAACAAAACCAUUGGUUUUAUGGUUAAAUGGAGGACCAGGAUGCUCUUCCAUGAUCGGAGCCAUGUCAGAACUAGGACCGUUCAGAAUCAAUAGUGAUGGAAAAACUCUCUUCAGAAAUGACUAUGCAUGGAGCAACGUUGCAAAUAUGUUGUUUCUAGAGUCCCCAGCCGGAGUGGGCUUCUCAUAUUCGAAUACGACUUCUGAUUAUGACAAUGCUGGAGACAAGAACACUGCCGAUGAUGCUUACAUUUUUCUUAUUAACUGGCUCGAGAGAUUCCCUCAGUACAAAACUCGUGAUUUUUACAUUACUGGAGAAAGCUACUCUGGACAUUAUGUGCCUCAACUUGCUUAUACUAUCCUUCUUAACAACAAGAACACAAACCAGACCAUCAUCAAUAUCAAAGGGAUUGCUAUAGGAAAUGCGUGGAUCGAUGAUGAAACAGGUUUGAAAGGUAUGUUUGAUCAUUGGUGGACUCAUGCUCUAAAUUCAGAUGCGACUCACAAUGCCGUCAUGAAAUACUGCAACUUUGCGAACUUAACUGGCAUGUGUGAAGAUACUGCCAACAAAGCGUUUGAUGAGAUGGGAGAUAUCGAUAUAUACAACAUCUAUGCCCCGAUUUGCUUGAACCCUGAUCAAAGAAAUACCUCUGGAACUGGUUCUAUUAACAUUUUUGAUCCAUGCUGGCAAAAUAUCCUCAUAUCCUAUCUCAAUGACUCUAUUGUGCAAAAGGCAUUUCAUGCGAAACCUACAUCAUGGGAUGUAUGCAGUGAUGUUAUCACACGUUGGAAUGAUAGUGCCGAUACCGUCCUGCCCAUAAUCAAGUAUCUGAUUGCAAACGGCCAACGACUAUGGGUAUUCAGUGGGGAUACAGAUGCCCAGGUUCCAAUUACUUCUUCUAGGUACUCAAUCAACACCCUCAAUCUCCCAAUCGAGACUGCUUGGCGGCCAUGGUACCUCAACAAGGAGGUUGGAGGGUAUUUGGAGGCAUACAAAGGACUGCUUCUGAUAACUGUUAGGGGUGCAGGCCAUGAGGUCCCAAGCUACCAGCCACAGCGUGCAUUUGCCUUAUUCUCGUCGUUCCUUGGAGGGACACUCCCUCCUCCCUCCUUGUUUGUUUUAAGCAAUGCUGAUAUUCAGGCAAACAAGCUUUUCGAGUUGCUAAAAGCAAAAAAAUCUAGAAACCAACCUGUUGGUGAUACAUGGUCGGUUUUAGAAGAUGCCAUUGAUGAGUACUCUCCAGUUUAUGUAGGAGCUCAAGAGGGUUUGGCACAGCUCGACAAGAUCUCGACAUUGCCAGGCCAACCUGCAGGCGUUGAUUUUGAUCAGUAUUCGGGAUAUGUCACUGUCAAUCCAAGUGCAGGCAGGGCCCUUUUCUAUUACUUUGUUGAGUCUCCCACCGAUUCAUCAACCAAACCAUUGGUUCUGUGGCUAAAUGGAGGACCAGGAUGUUCUUCCAUGAUCGGAGCCAUGACAGAACUAGGACCGUUCAGAAUCAAUAGUGAUGGCAAAACUCUCUUCAGAAAUAACUAUGCAUGGAGCAACGUUGCAAAUAUGCUGUUUCUGGAGUCCCCGGCUGGAGUUGGCUUCUCAUAUUCGAAUACGACUUCUGAUUAUGACCAUGCUGGAGACAAGAACACUGCAGAUGAUGCUUACAUUUUUUUAGUUAACUGGCUCGAGAGAUUCCCUCAGUACAAAACCCGCGACUUUUACAUCACCGGAGAAAGCUACGCCGGACAUUAUGUGCCUCAACUUGCUUAUACCAUCCUUCUUAACAACAAGAGAACAAACCAGACCACCAUCAAUAUCAAAGGGAUUGCUAUUGGAAAUGCAUGGAUUGACGAUGUAACAAGUUUGAAAGGUAUGUUUGAUUAUUGGUGGACUCAUGCUAUAAAUUCAGAUGAGACUCAUGAUGCCAUCUUCAAAUACUGCAACUUUGUGAACGAUUCUUCAACGGGCAUUUGCGACGAAAGUAUGAGCAAAGCGUUUGAUGAGAAGGGAAAUAUCGAUAUCUACAACCUCUAUGCCCCGAUUUGCUUAAACCCGGAUCAAAGAAACGCCUCUGGAACUGGUUCUAUUGACGUUUUCGAUCCAUGCUGGCAAUAUAUCCUUCUAUCUUAUCUCAAUGACUCUGCUGUGCAAAAUGCAUUUCAUGUGAAACCUACAUCAUGGGAUGUAUGCAGUGUUGAUAAUAACCUGUGCAGCGAUGUUCUCACGCGUUGGAAUGACAGUCCGGAUACUAUCCUCCACAUAAUCAAGUAUCUGAUUGCUAACGGCCAACGACUAUGGGUAUUCAGUGGGGAUACAGAUGGUCGGGUUCCAAUUACUUCUUCUAGGUACUCAAUCAACGCCCUCAAUCUCCCAAUCGAGACUGCUUGGCGGCCAUGGUACCUCAACAAGGAGGUUGGAGGGUAUUUGGAGGCAUACAAAGGACUGCUUCUGAUAACUGUUAGAGGUGCAGGCCAUACGGUCCCAAGCUACCAGCCACAGCGUGCAUUAACCUUAUUCUCAUCGUUCCUUGGCGGGAUACUCCCUCCUCCCUCGUAA